UUCAUCAUCAUCAUUCGAAAAUCAUUUCGUAAAUUUUCUAUCAAAAUUGAUAAUUUAGUGAAACUGUGAUUGUGUAGAAUUAAACUAAGGUCUCAAUUAAUAAAGGUGCCUUUACAUAAAAUCGUACAAUGGCUGAUAGGGACCUAUCGAUGGGUCCCCGAGCCGGGGUUACUUACCCCGUAAGAGUGCAGUAUUGCGGCAAUUGUUCUAUGCCAAUAGAAUACUGCGAAUACUACCCAGAAUACGAUAAGUGCAAGCAAUGGCUCGAGAAAAACCUGCCUACUGAAUUCGAGAAAGUUAGGGUCGAUGAAGAAGAAAAUGCUGGUGGUGAAGAGGAGAAGAAAAGACAAAAGCGUGGCGGCAAGGGGAUGCUUAAAUCAAAGAAGAAGGAAGAUGUCCCUAAGCUGGUGCAAGUGUCACGAGCUCCCCGUGGGAAGAAGAAAUCUGUCACUGUUGUAUCUGGUCUAAGCACAUUUGAUAUAGAUUUGAAAGUAGCUGCUAAAUUUUUUGGCACAAAGUUUGCCUGUGGAUCUUCAGUUACGGGUGAUGAUGAAAUUGUCAUACAAGGAGAUGUUAAAGAUGAUCUCUUUGAUAUCAUACCAGAAAAAUGGCCAGAGAUUGAUGAAGAUAGUAUUGAAGAUUUGGGAGAUCAAAAAAGAUAAGCACCAGGAUUUGUGAAAAGAUCAAAAGUCCAUCAGAAAUUAAAGAUAUAAUUUAAGUCUUUUUACUUUAAUUACAAGUUCAAGGUUACUUGUGGUCAGUGUGUAUAUCUUUUUCGUACUGUUAUUGAUGUAUUAAGUAAAUAAAGUAACUGAAUAUAAAUUA
Plutella xylostella (diamondback moth) is the source of this 825-nucleotide messenger RNA. It is a transcript of the gene DENR, whose product is annotated as density-regulated protein. Gene Ontology annotation, molecular function: mRNA binding; translation initiation factor activity. Lineage: Eukaryota; Metazoa; Arthropoda; Insecta; Lepidoptera; Plutellidae. The record is from RefSeq and is a predicted model, not a curated record. Gene Ontology annotation, biological process: translation reinitiation; formation of translation preinitiation complex.